AAAUUCGCCGUCAUCCGCUUAUAAAAGUGGGAUUUGACCAGAUAUAUUCAAUACAUCCUUAUAAUCCCCAUCACAUAUUUAGCUCACAAAUCACCAAUGUCUACCUUAACUUCUAAAUCGCUCCGCAAGUUGUCUGACGGGACUUCUAUUCCAGUCAUCGGUUUCGGUGUCUACCAGACUCCCCCAGGCGAAGCCACUACUAUCGUUAACGAAGCACUCAAGGCCGGCUACCGGUUGAUCGAUUCCGCCAAGCUUUACGGCAACGAAGAAGAAACCGGUGAGGGUAUUGCCGAUUUUUUGAAGGCUAACCCCUCCGUCCAUAGAUCGGAGACUCCUGCAGGAGAAGCCUUGUCUAUCGUCAGCGAAGCCCUUAAGGCCGGAUACCGCUUAAUUGAUUCGGCUUCUAGCUACGGAAAUGAAGAAGAAGCCGGUGAGGGUAUUGCCGAUUUUUUGAAGGCUAACCUCUCCGUCCAUAGAUCGGAGGUGUACUACACCACCAAGAUCCGGAACGAAGACCACGGCUACGAGGCCACCAAAGCAGCAAUCCAGAAGUCGUUACUGAAGGUUGAGAAGUUGAUUGGAUAUAUCGACUUGAUUUUGGUUCACAGUCCAAUUUCUGACAAAGAGAAAAGACUAGGAACGUGGAAGGCGUUACAGGAAGCUGUUGCUCUGGGAUCUGUCAAGUCUAUCGGUGUGUCCAAUUACGGGGUCAAGCACUUGGAGGAGUUGCUCGCGUGGGACGGAUUGGUUGUGAAGCCGGUGGUUAACCAGGUGGAGGCCCACCCAUGGUUGCCCAGAAAGGACAUUGCAGCCUUUGCGGCCAAGCACGAUAUUUUGAUCGAGGCAUACUCUCCUAUCACUCAGGGUAAGAAACUCACCGACCCAGAAUUGGUCCAGGUGGCCUCUGAGGUGUCAAAGAAAGCGGGUAAGACCAUUGGACCGGCACAGGUGUUGAUCAGAUGGUCGUUGGAGCAAGGCUACAUUCCAUUACCGAAGACUGCAACUGUGAGCAGAAUUGCCGAAAACUUGGAUGUUUUCGACUGGAAGUUGACCGAAGAGGCCCGUAAGGUAUUGGAAAAGGACACUCACGAAGUUUUGACUUGGCAGGGCCGUGAUCCAACCGCUUACGAGGACCCGAAAUAAGCGAGCUCCAUACCCUGUGCGGACUAUCCAACACUGUGUAGGUUAUAUCUUUAUAUCUAUCUAAUAUUUGUCAUUGACGCUUUCCUCGAUUCCGGGGCCUAUAAAUCACACUAUAAAAUAGGUUUAUCAAACUAUAAAAUGGGCAUAUCAUACCUAGGCAUCACCUAAUAUGCCAACAGACUCAACGCAGCUCUUUGGCAAACCUAACUGUAUAUAGGCAUUUAAUGGCUCAAUUUGUCGUUCUGAAGUUGCUCAGAGCCUUAGACUAUAAAGUUU
This is a messenger RNA of Babjeviella inositovora NRRL Y-12698, 1419 nucleotides long. RefSeq names its product aldo/keto reductase. The coding region runs from base 97 to 1143 and encodes 348 amino acids. The record is from RefSeq and is a predicted model, not a curated record. Gene Ontology annotation, molecular function: oxidoreductase activity. The transcript has 2 exons. Lineage: Eukaryota; Fungi; Ascomycota; Pichiomycetes; Serinales.